AUGAGAAAGAAAUUCUUGACCUUAAAAACGAGAACCAGAAGAACUUGGAGCAGAAUCGAGGAGUUGGAGAAAGGUAAAGUAGAUACCGAUGUCGAGAACGUCAAGCGUGAUGCUGUGAAUAUUGAGCUUAAAGCUGAGAUAGCAAAAUUAAGGCAUGAUAUCGAUGAGCUUAAGGAAAAUCACAAGUUCCAGACUAGGUGCAUCAAAAUAGCUAAGGAAAUUCUUAAUGAGAAACUUA
Molecule: messenger RNA, 238 nt
Organism: Rhizophagus irregularis DAOM 181602=DAOM 197198
Lineage: Eukaryota; Fungi; Glomeromycota; Glomeromycetes; Glomerales; Glomeraceae
Source: RefSeq, a predicted model, not a curated record